UUGGGAUCGACCUUCACACUGCAAAUGAAUAACUUGUUGCAAAGACUCAUCACUAUUGUCUGUUUAGUCUUGUUUUUAUCUAAGCAAAAAAACGACUUAUGAUACAAUCUAGUCAAUUUUAUGGAUACACAGUCAUGAGCAGUUUAAUGUCUCAAAUUCGUUCCCUAUUUCGUCCUGUGUCAAAAGUUCGGGGAAGUAAUAAUAACUCCGAGGUAUUUUUAAGGAGAGUAAGGUUGUGUCUUCUUACUGCAGUUGCUGGUUAUGACAAUAAGCACACUAAAUAUUCAACGAGGAUUUCGCCGAAAUGGGUUUACGGGGAUGAUGCUUGCUUCUUAUCAGUAACAGAUUCUUCGUACGUCUUAGGUGUCGCUGAUGGUGUUGGUGGUUGGCGGUCGUACGGAGUCGAUCCUGGUCGUUUCUCUAGAGCAGUUAUGAAGAAUUGUGAGCGUGUUGUAAAUUCCGGUCGUUUUAUUCCCGACAAGCUAGAGGUUUUAAUUGCCCAAUGCUAUGAAGAUGUACUGAAUUCCAAAGAACUUAUUUUGGGUAGCGCAACCCUAUGCAUAGUUUCAUUGCAACGUAAUGAACACAGAGUUUAUGGUGCCAGUCUAGGUGACAGCGGCUAUUUAGUUAUACGUGAAGGACAUGUGAUUCAACGUUCAGUCCACCAAAAGCAUUCAUUCAAUACACCAUUCCAAUUGUCUUGUCCACCUACGCUUCGCUCAAGACGUUUUCAUUGUGAUUUACCUAAUCAAGCUGCUCAAACAUCUGUAGAAGUCAAACCGGGUGACGUAAUUAUCGUAGGCACAGAUGGCUUGUUUGAUAAUUUGACAGAAUCAAUGAUAUUACAAGAGGUAAAAACCAUUGAGGUAAGCUGUGUGUAUUUGUUUGGAAAAAUUUAUCAACUUCAUUUGAAGAUAAAUGAGAAAUUUGGCCUUCACAUAAGUGUUUGAAAACCGUCAGAAGUUUCCAGACCCAUAUUGUUGAUUGGAAGGAAAUCGAAUAUUUUUAAUAUAAAAAACUGUGAACAAUUUUUAGGGAAUGUUAGGAUAUUAGUCAAUUUUUUAUUGAUGUGAACACUACCAUAUAUUGUUUCUAAUGCUUGGCUAUAACCGUUGUGACACAAUCACUAGGUAAUUAUUCAAUCUCCGACAAAAGGGCUCGUCGUAUAAUUGUAUAGUUGAUCACACUCUAUAUUGAAUAACAGUGGUUGUGAAUAGAAUAAGAACUUUAGAAAAGGUUCAAAAUUAUCUCAUUGAAGUAUUUCCUUCAACUUGUUAGGUUUUUCCACCCAUCUAACCAUUAAAAGAAGCCGCAUGUUAUCGGAAUUUCAUUAUGGGGACAGUAUGAGUUAUCUUUUUAAAUAACAAAAUAAUUACAUGUACUUGUAUCUAACAUUUUGUUGGCUACAUAAAUCGAACAGGGUUGAGGUGUAAACCAGUAAACUAAUGCUUGGGGCUUUGAAAUUCAGUGUUAACUUUAUGAAUAGUUAUCGAUAACUCAAUGUUAUUCACUCACGAAUUUUUUUUUCUAUAUAUAUGCUGAUUUCUGAUGAUAUUGUUUCUAAUAUCUUCAGAAUGGUCUAGAGUGUUCCUAAAUAGUGUUUAAACUUAUAUUCUCCAUCGUUUAUGGGUCAUAAAAUGCUUGAUUCUUACUAUGAGGUCUGUUUUCUUACAAAACCUACUUUGAUUGUGUUCACACUUUAUAUACACACGUGAUUAUCUUAUCAUAGGUCCUCUUAAAUUUUCACAUGUGCUAACUUCAUUCUGUAGAAACAAGUAAACAGUUAGUAUAAAACAUUACAUUAGUGCGUAGUUAUCGACUAUUAUAUUAAAUUGUAAUUUGGAAUUUUGGGUAGUUUUGGUCUUUUUAUAUGUAUACGUACUUCACCUGGUAGUUACUAUGCCGUACAUUUGAAACUCCAAAUCGUUCCCAAAGUAUAUAUCCCUAUCGUUCUCAUUGUCGGUCUAUGCUGAUUUCAUCUACCUUUCCAGCUUUUUCUAUGGUAGCUGUUUUAUCUGUCCUCGUAAUCACUUUAAAUGGACCAUCAUAGUUCGGCUGCCAAGGUGGUUGUACGUUAUCUCUUCUAAUGAACAAAUGAGUGUUAUUAUGCAGUAAACGUAGCGUAGCUCCAUACACCAACUUUGCUUAACAACAUCCAAUAUCCUGUUUAAUUGUUGUUCUUAAACCCAACAUGAUUAGAGUAAGCUUAUUAGCCCAAUCGUUAUUGACAAUGACAGUUAUAAGAGACGCUUUUAACUGUCUGUGCUGGCGUUCAAGCAUACCGUUUGCCAUCGGAUGUUAGAAUAUCGUGCGAAUACGUUUAAUUCCGAGUUCUGUAAACUGCUGGAAAAGGCGACUUUCGAGUCGAGCUCCUUCAUCAGUUGUGAUAAUCUCUGGCACUCCAUAACAAGAAGUCCAAUUCUCGAUUGAGGCUUUGGUAACAAACUCGGCUAAGGCACUCUUUAUCGGUACCGCUACAGGCCAUCGCGUGAAUUUAUCGAUGCAUAUAAAAUUGUGGUUGUAGCCACUGGAAAUUGACAGAAAUUGAUAUUGUUAUAGCAACUCCGUUACAAUUAAUUUUGAUUACGCUUAAUUGACUUAUUUAACAGACAGUGUUAUUCGAACAGUAACAGUUCGUAUAUUUCAUUAUAUUAUUAUGAUCACGAUCAUGUCUGUAUAAACGUGUAUACUUGGUCACAUGUGACAGCCUACACACCUAUUCUUCACUCUACCUUAAGUGUUAAUCACUUAAAUAUCUCUCGAUGAACCAUUUUACUUCCCAUAUAUAUGUGCUAGAAUCUUAUUAAUUGCCUUGCCGUGUAGCAUGUUCGGGAUGCUAUUCUCCCCCUCGAAAUGCAAAAUGUUGCUUCAGGAUUGGGUUGCAUUGAAGCCUGAACUAAUGAUAGAGAGUGAAGUAGUCGAUCUUGUCGACCGCUUCACUUAUUUUGGAAGUCUCAUCAGCCCUUGUGGUCUGGUGUGUGACGAAAUCUCAGCACAGAUACAGAAGGCUCGACUAGCUUUUACCAACUUGCGUCAUUUAUGGCGUAGGCGCGCAUGGCCUUUUCGUGGAAGGUUUUUAACGUGUUAGCUCCGUUCUUCAAAGGGCCUUACCGCCGGAGACGGAAAUCCGUGAGGUAAGGUGAGGUGUGACAUUUUUAGGGUCGACCUUUUCUAACCCCACCCCUCCUUGUGGGAAGGCAGCAUCGCUGUCAUGCCGGUUGUCCGAGGGAAACACCUUACUGCUGUCACACCCCUCUACAGUCAGCAGUACGACUUCGCCCUCAGACCUUGAGUUGCUGCUUUUAGUCUUACCGUUCACCAAUCGACCUGCCUGGCAUGGUAGAAUCUACAGGAACAUAUGUUCCAGCCAAUAUAGCUUGGUUGGGUCAUUACGAUAGGCAAGUAGACUGAGUUAUGUUAGUAGGUCUAGACUACCUGGUUGGGGAAUGCGAGAUGAUAGCAACCGAUGUUUAAAGACCCUGAAUGACAUGCUUCAAAAUCGUUUGCAAUGGCGCAGGUGCAUACACUCUUUGUGUUCUCCCAAAUUUUGAUCUCCUUAUUCCUCGUUGUCUCUUUUUUUUCUCUCCCCAAAUUUAUUUCACUGGAUUAUACUCUUUAAAUAACAUAUCCAAACACUGAUUUUCCCUAUUACUGCUUAUACUCUUAUUACCUCUACCACUACGGGAUUUGAAUCGACCACUGCAUCUCUGUGCUAACGUGGUGUGGCAACUCGGACUGAUGUACGUACGUACGAAGUUCUACGUUGUUACUGACUGACUGGCUGCCUUGCCGUGCUUCGCUUCGCCUUGGUUCGAUUUGACUCCGAAUCUACCUCCGUAUCCGCUUGCUCGCGCGUACUCGCCUCUCUGCUCCAAUUCGCUCGAUGUACUUGUAACUUGGUUAUCUGUGUUGUCCAAUAAUAAAUUGUAGUCGUCACUUCUUGUUUCCUCCUGAAUUCUUACACCGUUGGGAUUUAUUUAAUAACGGUUAUCAUGGCGAUUGAUAAACAAAAUCUAAGGUAUUAUCUCAAAUCCAAACCGUACAGUGUUCUUGGAGUACUGUGUGUUAAAUGAGUUAAUUGAGGGGCUUGACAAAAUUAACUGUUGACAAAAUUAAUCGUAAGGGAGUUACUUUAGUUGACCCACCAUUAUUUCAGCUUUUCUUGAACAAUUACCACCAUUGUAUGGUAUUUAUUUCACAUUGUUGUGGCGAUAGACCAGGAUCAUAUAUACUCAUCAACAACAUAAAAAUUCAGUUUACAUAACAUAAACUGGUUUUAGAAUUUUGUUUAAGUUUAGAUUUUGAACCUGAUUUUCAUUGAAAUUUUUCACUUGACUUACAAUAACGGUUUUUCUCCAUCAGUUGUUGCUAUGAUAUCAGUGAAACUUCUUCCCUAGACUGUUAAUAUAUAUCUUAAGUAGCUUUGAAUGUGAAUAAUGUUUAAAUUUAUCUUUUAUGUCGAAGUCAAUGUAAAAUUCGGAAAUUUAUUUUGUGAUUAUUUGUCGGAUAGAAAGUAAGAGUUUAAAAAGAUACAUAAUAAACAGGUUUCCCAACUGUAUUUUCUCUCCAUUACUACUUUCCAGUUACUUGCAAACUGUACAAUUGAUAGUUUAAAACAAUGUGCUACACGUCUUGUAGAGCAAGCUCGGAGUGCGGCGUUCGCUCCUGAUUUCGUUUCUCCAUUCGCUAGUGAAGCACGUCGUUACGGUAUAAACAUUGCGGGUAAACCUACUGUGCCCAUUAUUCCAUUCCCGUUGUCAAACAAGCAGUAUCGAUUUUAUAAUUAUUACCCGCUCAACACUUUAAGCCUCAGUGCAUGUGAUGUAUUUGAUACAACUAUUUAUGGCGAUAAGCAGACGUAGAAAGUGAUUAGCAAUGGAAUUCAAGACGCACGUUUUGUCCUUUUUAGGACCGGUCAGCUGGGUAUAGUUGUGUCUUAGAGCUGGUGUUCACUUCGAGACUCGAAACUAGUACCAUUCGCUUAAAUUUCAUCGCGUUAUCCAAUGAGCUGUUGAAUCCAGUUUGUGUAAUGGAGUAUGUUUAAUUCAUUCGUACUGGUUGUUUAAAUCUUCCCAUUGAUGUUAAGGACUGCAAUUGAUCAGUCUUUUUUGGCAUAUAUGCAUGUAAAAUAUAUCAAAGUGUAUCAACUAUCAAGUUAUUCUGUGACAUUAAGUAUUUUCAUUGAUGUAAUGAAAUCUAUUCAAUAUUGUAAAUUUAUGUUAACAUUCAACCACUAUUUUACACUUGUCAUUUUUUCAAGGUGGAGUCCCUGGUGACAUAACCGUCAUUCUAGGAUUAGUUAUCGAGGAGAAACCAUCACCAACUAGUAAUCAUGUAAAAGAAACACGAUCCUCAUUAAAUCAUCAUCAUUUACUUUUUCAACCAAAUCGAAGUUUAUCAUGUUUUGAAUUAAACUAUAAUAAAUUUCAUUCAUUCAUUUCUUCCUCUUCAACAUUGCCAACUUCUUCAGCUAGUACUAAUACUGCUAAGUCUUUUUCUUCAAAAUUAUCUCGAACUUAUUCAUGUACUUAAUACCUUUUUCUAGUUAUAUUCAAAAAGAAAGUCAUAACUAGAUUUAUCUUGUCCUUCUGUCUGCUAAGACGGUCAGAUACUGUUUAAGAGUUAUCAACUAGUUGACUAUUUAACCUUUUUUUCUCUCACUUUCACACACACAUACACUGCACAUCUUUGACUACACAUAUUGUAAAUACUUUUAACCAGUGAAGUUAGCCAAACAAUUGUUAUCAUUAUUCUCUUACUUUUUUAUAAGUGUUUUAUCUUUUUACAGUAAGUCAAAUAAUCCAUUUGUUUAUAAUGAGGGGGAAUAUCAAUUUAUGUGUAGAGAUGAUCUUGUGUUGUAUAAUUGUAGAAAUCAUAUUUAUCAUAUGUCUGUUUUAUUUCCAAAAAUUUAAUUCCUCUUUCUUCUGUUUGUUAUCAGUCUUAUUUAGAACUUUUAUUUCCAUUGUAUAUAUGUAAUACAUUUGUAUGUAUAGAGGACAUUAGUGUGGCUUUGAUUGUUUUUUUAUAUAUUUGUUUUAUCUUGAUUGUUGUAAAUGAUCAAUUUAAUUGGUUGGGUAGAAUUAAUUAAUGGUUGUGCAUAUGCAUAUGUGCUCUUUCCAAAUAACUGGGAAGUUAUUUUAUUGUCAUUUUUAUGUUGUUUGUAUAUUACACAAAAUGUAAUCAACCUGAGUACUGG
Molecule: messenger RNA, 6196 nt
Organism: Schistosoma curassoni
Lineage: Eukaryota; Metazoa; Platyhelminthes; Trematoda; Strigeidida; Schistosomatidae
Source: the annotation of a GenBank genome assembly